GCGUUUGUGUUUAAAGCCACACCUGAGAGCUCAUUGCGGUUGUGUGGAUGGUAGUCUCGAUCAAAUAGUGCUAAAUCCAACCGCUCCAGUUGGUAUUUGUAUGAUAUAUAGAAUAAACCAAGACCAGAUCUUCUUAUCGGUAGAAAUGCAGAGCGGGCCUAGCGAGCAUGCGGGUAUAAAGAGUAUGCAGUCACGGAGCACAUGGGGACGUGUCAAACUGCUGACCUAGGGCAUUCUCAACUUCGUCAAUCGAGCUAGGCAGCAUCAGUGUUCUCCCUGUCUAACAGUUCCUUGGGGUAGAAGUAAAACACGCUGGGUGUACUCGUGGACAGACUGUCGGAGCCAUCAUGGGAGGGAGAGGUCGUGGUGUGGCUGCCUUCUCGUUUAACGUUGAGGCGUUGGGCAUCACACGAGGCAGCAUGCCCGAGGCCAUGGUGGGACCAAGACCACUGUUUCCAAACACUGAGUCGAAACCGGUCCCACUGAGGGAUGAUGAGGGAGAGGCGUACAUGCUGGCCCUCAAGCAGGAGAUGAGAUGCACAAUGCAGAGACUACCGCACAACAUCAAACCACUAGCUGCUAAAGCAGAUGUAGAGCGAUACAAGGAGAGAUACAACAAGCAGAAACAGCUUAACGAUGAAGAAUGGACGCCAGACUGGAACCUCUACCCGAAAGAACUGAGGCCCCAAGUCAAACGGACUCGCACAACCAAACCAGCAGGCAUAAAGAAGCCUUCAGCCAAAGACGCAAAGGAUGUGCUGAAUAAAUUAGAAGAACUGGAAAAGAAUGAUGGCGCAGAGGAAGAGAAAUCGGACGACGAGAAGCCCAAGACCAAGAAAACAGCGGAGGGAGAAGAGGAGGAGGAUCUGGAGGAGGAAUUGGAAGAGGAGGAAGUGGAGGAGGAGAACGAUUACAUUGAUAGCUACUUUGACAAUGGGGAGGAGGACAAUGAUGACGGCGACGAUGGAGAGGCCACCUACUGAGACGAUUCCUCAGCGACCAGAAGAAGAAUUAGUCAGUGUUGUGUUCAAACUGUGUUCUCUUACCUCACAUUGUUUACAAAUUACUCUCAAUGGCUGUUACCAAAUCAGUACAUAUUAAUCCUUGGAAUGUUGCUGUGAAACUGCGGUUGUGAAAAAAAACAUGAAUUUACUCAUUUUAUUUCAGCCUGCUCAUUAAUUUAUUCAAAAUAGAUGUAUUUAUUUUCCAGCCUGUUUACAGAGCCACUGGUUAAAAAGGCACAUACUGUCUAUUUCACUCAAAAUAUUUACAAGAUCAGGAAUAAAGGCUUCUAU
Messenger RNA from Gadus macrocephalus (Pacific cod), 1295 nucleotides. It is a transcript of the gene polr3g, whose product is annotated as polymerase (RNA) III (DNA directed) polypeptide G. The record is from RefSeq and is a predicted model, not a curated record. Bases 348 to 983 code for a protein of 211 amino acids. Gene Ontology annotation, biological process: transcription by RNA polymerase III. Gene Ontology annotation, cellular component: RNA polymerase III complex. NCBI's taxonomy places the organism in Eukaryota, Metazoa, Chordata, Actinopteri, Gadiformes, Gadidae. The transcript is spliced from 8 exons.